Messenger RNA from Ailuropoda melanoleuca (giant panda), 1002 nucleotides. RefSeq names its product L-lactate dehydrogenase A chain. The transcript has a single exon. Lineage: Eukaryota; Metazoa; Chordata; Mammalia; Carnivora; Ursidae. Gene Ontology annotation, cellular component: cytoplasm. The coding region runs from base 1 to 1002 and encodes 333 amino acids. The record is from RefSeq and is a predicted model, not a curated record. Gene Ontology annotation, biological process: lactate metabolic process; pyruvate metabolic process. Gene Ontology annotation, molecular function: L-lactate dehydrogenase (NAD+) activity.
AUGUCGUGCAUGAAGGAACAACUGAUCAUCAAUAUUUUGAAAGACGAACAUGCCCCCGCUCAAAACAAGAUCACGGUUGUCGGCGUUGGCGCAGUGGGCAUGGCCUGCGCCAUGAGUAUCCUGAUGAAGGAUUUGGCUGAUGAACUCGCACUCGUUGAUGUCAUCGAGGACAAGCUGAAGGGAGAAAUGAUGGACCUCCAGCAUGGGAGUCUCUUCCUCCGGACGCCAAAAAUAGUCUCUGGCAAAGACUAUAGCGUGACUGCAAAUUCCAAGCUGGUCAUAGUCACGGCUGGUGCCCGCCAGCAGGAGGGAGAGAGCCGUCUUAACCUGGUGCAACGCAACGUGAACAUUUUCAAAUUCAUCAUUCCCAAUGUCGUCAAGUACAGCCCCGACGCCACCCUUCUUGUAGUCUCAAACCCGGUGGAUGUUUUGACCUAUGUGGCCUGGAAAAUCAGCGGCUUUCCCAAGCACCGUGUUAUCGGCAGUGGCUGCAAUUUGGACUCUGCCCGAUUCCGCUAUCUAAUGGGAGAGAAACUGGGCGUCCAUGCCCAGAGUUGCCAUGGCUGGGUCGUUGGCGAGCAUGGUGACUCUAGUGUUCCUGUUUGGAGUGGGGUUAAUGUUGCCGGUGUCAGUUUGCAAACACUGAACCCUGAACUUGGAACUGAUGCUGACAAAGAAAACUGGAAGGAAGUUCACAAGCAAGUGGUGGAGAGUGCCUAUGAAGUCAUCAAGCUGAAGGGAUACACUUCUUGGGCCAUUGGUCUUUCUGUUGCUGACUUAGCGGAAACCAUCAUGAAGAAUCUUCGAAGAGUGCAUCCUGUUUCUACCAAGGUCAAGGGCCUGUACGGCGUGCAUGAAGACGUCUUCCUCAGUGUUCCAUGUGUUCUGGGCAAUCAGGGCAUCACCGAUGUGGUAAAGAUGACUCUCAAACCUGAGGAGGAAGAUCGUCUGAGGAAGAGCUCUGAUACGCUCUGGGGGAUUCAGAAAGAACUGCACUUUUAA